CCGACUACUCUAUGGCGGCUCCACGUAAGUAGAUGGUAAAGGUGUAAGUGCUGUACGUAUAACGUGAAAAAGACACAGUAAGCUUGUUCUAAACAUUCCGCUUUUUCACUUUUUCAAGUGUUUGGUAAAGGACAUGUUGACAGCACUGAAAUAUUUUAAAAACAAUUGUGAAGCAAUGGCGCAUAAGUGAUUCAUGCGGUGUAAUUUGCUUGUAUUUGGGUGUGGUGUACUAUAUCGAAAGUAAGUAAAAUGAUGAGGAGUUGCGUGCAGAUAAGACCGUAAGGACGAUAAGGACGACAGUGUGUUGCUAAUGAGAUGUUCACUGAACCGUAAUACAAAAAUGAACAGUCGCCAAGUCUGAAAGAGGAUAUGUGCUUUCGUUGCAGAUCGUUGCUAUUGGUUUGUGUUUCUUUCUCACGUGGAGUUAAGUUCCAUUGUGCGCUGCACGCAUAAGCUACACCCUGCAGCUUUCGGCUUCUGACUAGGGAAGCCCUACAGUUUUGACAUUACGAUGACAACAAAUAAAGUGGUAGAAAUGAUACUAUUUCUGCUGUUAACAGUAUUGAUGUUUAUAAUAAGUAGUGGCCAGAAACUUUCAAACUGCGAGUUUAAUGUCACAUACAGUGGCCAGCCUGUAAUAUAUAACCUCACCAGGUUAUCUAGGCAGGAGAGCUGGCAGACCGCAGAUGGCGAAAACAGGGCAUCCAUCUUUGUGUGUCACACACCUUCACAAUGCCAGAACUCUUCAGUGUGUGUUUUGAGGCAACAGGAUAAAAUGUGGAAUGUGGUGAUUUCAAACUAUGGAGCAAAUUGGAAAACUGCCCAGCCAAAGAUCAACAGACCUGUACUGGAGUUGGUAGGCACACAGCCAUGCUAUGGAGGCAGGAACUAUAGUGCUGAGAUUUACUUCAAUUGCUCAAGUGCAGAGCGAGACCCAGUCCUGAUGGGUGUUAGGGACAGUUGCACACUGCUUGUGAUGUGGCAGACAGUGGCAGCUUGUCCUGUUGACAAGGGUUGUGUAUUUGGUGACAUUGACUUCAGCAGUCUCCGCCACUCUGACUACUAUGAAGUUGUAGCUGAUACAGGACAGAAAUACCUGCUGAAUCUGUGUGGGCCUGUGCGCUUGGAUGCCUGUGGAAAUAUUGAACAUGUGACAGCAUGUGAAGUUGGCAAGAACAACAGCGUAACAGUCAUUGGGCAGCUGGAUGGGCACCAUGUGCAGAUGUCAGAGAGCACAGGCAUUGCACUCCACUAUAAAGCCUCAAGUAAAGGACCGAGGACUGAGAUCCAGUUUAUAUGUAAUGCCAGUGCAGCCAACAACAGCCCGAAGUUCGUGAGGUUCUCAAAGAAGACCUACAUCUUUAAAGUGGGGACGCCACUGGCAUGCAAGGCAUGGCCUCAGGAAUGUGUGGUUUUGGACAGCAAUGGUGGCCUCAUUGAUCUGUCACCCUUGAGGAAGAACAAUGACAAUUGGGUCACACAGCCCUUGUCUUCGGGUGUCCAGUACCACAUCAAUGUGUGUGGUCCCUUGAACCCAAUGCGCACUCAUAACUGUUCAGUUGGAGUUGGUGCCUGCAUGACUAAUUCAAGUUCUUCUGUCAACAUGGGGUACAUCACCAGUGGACCAAGAGUAACUGCAUCUAACACAGUAAUUCUGGAGUACACAGGGGGUUCCCCAUGCGCUGGUGAAAGAAUGCAUAGUAUGCAGAUCAAGUUCUUGUGCUCGAAGGUGGAUGGAGUGCCAGUCUUUGUGAAGGAAACAGCCAGUUGUGUGCACUACUUAUUCUGGGAGACACCUGUAGCCUGCCCUUCACUGGUGGCUGCUGGGCAGAACUGCCUUGUAAGGGACAAGCAGUAUGGCAACAUGUUCAACCUGAUGGUGUUGCAUUCUCCUCGCGGGGGUUACCACUUGACAACAGAGGAGGGAAACAUGUACCUUAUCAAUGUAUGUGGGCCACUCAACAAGACUUGCAAUGGACAGGAAGCAAGUGUGUGCCUUACUACGCACGACCACAGGUCCUUUGCUAUAGGUUAUGUCAACAAGACAGUGCUAUAUGACAACGGUGGUCUGCGGUUUGUGCUCCAUGGAGAGGGCUGUAAUUCUGAAAGAAAUAGCAGCACUGUUACUAUCAUAUUGCUGUGCAGGCAAGGCAGCGAUCUGGGAGAGCCUGAGAUGUUCUCACGGGAUGAAGAAUGCAAUUUUUACUACAUUUGGAAUACAGUGGCUGCAUGUCCACCGUACCGGUCUGCGGAUUGCCAUGUGACACACAAUGGACAGUACUAUGACCUGAGUCAACUGUCAGACUCAAUGAGCAACCACAUAGUGUUGCAGCCACAGUUGAACCUCAGGUUCCUGCUUAAUGUGUGCCAGUCUGUUGUGUUUGGGAAAUAUGCGUCCUGUGAGUACACGGCUGCCGCAUGCCUGGUCAACUUGUCCAUCCCAGACCCUACCAGGAGCUUCACCAACAUUGGUGAUGUGGGGGAUGGUCCGUACUUCGAGAAUGACAAGCUGAAGCUGAAGUAUAAUGGUGGGGACAUUUGCCUGAAUCAGGAAGGUCCAGACCAUAUUUCAACUGUCAUAACAUUUGAAUGUGACAACAGCACGGAUCACAUGCCAGAACUUCUGCCUGGAGAUGUGUGUGUCUAUGAGUUUCUAUGGAGAACGCCAGCUGCCUGCCCUGUGAACGUGAAGUCUGAGCGGCCACAGGAGGAUGACAGCUGCACAGUGGCGAUCCCUGGCAGAGAUAACAGGGUUAACUUGCGGCCCCUGAGGAACAAAAUCAAAAUGGUGUCUGACUUGGAUGGAUAUAACUACACCUUUGUUGUUUGUGGUAACCUCUCAAGUAGUCACUGUGGCAACGGUAGUGUUGGUGUGUGCCAGUUCCAGGCACAGAAUCAGUCCCAGUUCUGGAGCGCAGGUGUGGGGAACAGCCAUUUGCACUACAAUGAGGGUGCCAUAUCACUGGAGUACACUGAUGGAGCACCAUGUAAAGAUGGACUGACUCGCAGGACCAGGAUUGAUUUUGUGUGUGAAAUGAAUGGCUCUGAGCGGGUUGCGUUCAUAGAAAAGCUGGACAGCUGCAGCUUCCUGAUCAUCUGGUACACUGAUGUGGCAUGUAGCACAAAGGUAGAAUGUUUCACCCCAGCCAGGAGCGACACUGCACCGAUAAACCUGACGCCCCUCGUCAGGCUGGAUCACAACUACAAGGUGCAGAUUCGUAAUGACACAGUGGUGUACAUCAAUGUGUGUCACCCUUUGCUGCCAGUGCAAGGCCUGAGCUGUGCAGGGGGCUCCUCUGCAUGCGUUGCACAUCUCCAGAAUGGCAGCCUAACUGAUGAGAAGAGCCUGGGCUUUGCACUGGGACCAGUGAAGGGAGACAAGGGGAGAGCCUACAUCAUGUACUCACAAGGGUCUGUGUGUGACUCAGGGCCAAACUACAGCUCCAAGUUUGAGUUCGAGUGUGAUCCAAAGAGUGGACAGGGGGAACCAGAGUUCAGAGAGCUCACUGAUGACUGCCAAUACCAGUUCAUUUGGAAGACAAGUGUGACGUGUGAACCAUUCAUAAAGAAUGUGUCUAUCAGUGAUGGGCAGUGUGUACUGAGCAAUGAGCAGAUUAAUGCAAGCAUGAACCUCUGGACACUGGCACAGCAUGGUGUGAUGCAGGUCGAGGAGUACUCUGUGAACCUGUGCAGUACGGGGACGGUCAUGCGCACCAGUGACUUCAAGUUGUAUGGCACUCUAACUAGUGUGGUGUUUGACUACCAGCAGCAGCAAGUGCGUCUCCUGUUCACGGGGGGUGCCAUCUGCACUUCCUCAGAGAACUACAAGGCACAGCUGCUGCUCAACUGUGACAGAGAAGCAGGCUCCAGUGGACCCAACGUGCUGACGGAUUCAAGAGUUCAUGGUUUUUAGAAAUUAUGUCAUAAGAGUUCCAUGUAUCAGUGACUAUACAUUGAAUUUUGACUGAUAAUUGUAUUUAUUAAACCCUUACAACUUAACUACUAACAGUCUAUAGUAGAGUGAAUUUAUUGACUACACAACAUGUUUCUUAUCACAUUAUCACUACAUGUUUCGACCUCAAGAGGUCAUCUUCAGGUGUAUGAACACGGCUGUAUAAUUACACGCCGUCACAUUCACUUUCCACUCAUUCAACCUUAAAGUUUGUGAAUUGAGGUUCAACUUAUGUUAUUAGUUACACUUUCACUUGUUUGUGAGGUCUCACUGUUCUUCCGCGUUCUUUGAUGUUGCUGGAUAUGUUAUGAUCGUUGUCGUGAUGGGUACUGAUGUGUCUUGCUUGUUCGGUUGGUUCCUGUAGGGUAUUGGUUGGGGGGAGCUGCGGGGUAGGUGGUUCUGGGAUAUAUUAUAUUUCUUGCAUCUGAUUUUGUUUUUAUUAAGAUAUCAUAAAUUGGGUUAUAGCUAUCAGUUAAAGCUUCGUUCAUUUGUAGAUUUUGCUUAGUUAAUUCAUAUAUGUGGAAGCUUUCUAGUGUGUUCAAUGAUUAAAAGUACUAACAGUCUCUCACCGAUUCAUGCAUUCCGUACAUCGCUGCAACUGCAGAGCACAUAAAAUCUUCUGUGUGCUCACUAGUCAGUGCUAGCUGGCGACUGCUAAUCCAACUCAAGAUUGGGUAAAUUUUGGCUGGCUCUUGCCAGCACAGUUGUUCUUGUUUCCAAGUUCCAUAGGACUCUUGACCAUACCUCACCGUAUAACUUUAUUUUUCCAUCACAACACAACAACUAAGUAAUAUCAAGGCUAAUACCCAGCUAUGCUUCACUACAUGUUUUGGCCGUUAACGGCCAUCAUCAGGUGAAUACAAAUCAACAGACGUAUACUAUUGAACUGUGGUAAAAUUAGAUACAAUGACAAAAUAGUUAGUUC
Cryptotermes secundus is the source of this 4877-nucleotide messenger RNA. RefSeq names its product cation-independent mannose-6-phosphate receptor (gene Lerp). Gene Ontology annotation, molecular function: signaling receptor activity; D-mannose binding; insulin-like growth factor binding. Gene Ontology annotation, cellular component: plasma membrane; late endosome; trans-Golgi network. NCBI's taxonomy places the organism in Eukaryota, Metazoa, Arthropoda, Insecta, Blattodea, Kalotermitidae. The record is from RefSeq and is a predicted model, not a curated record. The coding region runs from base 512 to 3913 and encodes 1133 amino acids. The transcript has 21 exons. Gene Ontology annotation, biological process: lysosomal transport.